Molecule: messenger RNA, 1909 nt
Organism: Papilio xuthus (Asian swallowtail)
Lineage: Eukaryota; Metazoa; Arthropoda; Insecta; Lepidoptera; Papilionidae
Product: NEDD4-binding protein 1
Exons: 6
Coding region: 403-1698 (431 amino acids)
Cellular component (GO): cytoplasmic ribonucleoprotein granule; nucleus
Molecular function (GO): mRNA binding; RNA endonuclease activity
Source: RefSeq, a predicted model, not a curated record
AUGAGACUCGCAAUUAUAUCAACCCAAUAAGUUCUACCCUAUAAUCCAUUUUAUAUUUCUUUGCUAUAAUCUGUACGCUGAACAUAAACUAUAUUUUUAUCCUAUGACAAUGGCAUUGACAGAUGAUAAUCUGUGGUUUAUGGCUUUCGUGCGUCGAAAUGUGAUUGAUUUCAAAGUUUGAAAACGCAACCAUUUUGGAUUAAUUGCUUAUUAUUGAAAAUAUUGGCAUUUUGUAUUUUCAGUUAAAUUCUUCAACAAUAAAAAUUACCAUUGUCUGACUGUAAAAUGGGAAAGCCUUCGUCGACCCGUCUGUCUGUUAGUUGAUGUUUUGAAAACACAGUAUAUUGGUGUGGUCAGAAACAAGAUUCAGAACAACCAACAGUUUCAAAUUCUUUAUAUAAAAUGAAUAAUUCAAUAAGAAAAAAGAAACUUGGUGUCAAAAAGAGAAAAAGCAAUAAAAAAACAUUAAACAAUGUUUUCAAAGUAUUUCAACAAUUAAAAGCAGAUAAUUCAUCAGUGAAUAGUUCGUACAGUUCCGUCAGCUCAAUAAAUAAUACCAUAAUAGAUUUAGACACAAUAAAGACACCUGUAAAGAGCAAAGAUACAAGAAACAGUCUAAUAGUAAUAUGUGACGAUGAUGACACAAAUCCAACAGCAAAUAUUACAAACAUGAGUCCUCCGAUACAUUCAUCAACACCUAACUCUAAAGUGAAAUUAAAAAAAUCAAACAGCUGUAACAAGACACAAAACACAGAUGUUAAUUUAACUAAAGAUAUAAAUCAGAAUUCCUUUUUAACAAUAGAUUUAACAGGAGAAAGUACACAACAGAAUACAAAUACAGUUAUAGAUUUAGUUAAUUCAUCAGAUAAACUAAAUUUUACAUCUAUAAGUGAUGUUAGUCUCUCGAUGAGUGAUGAUUCAGAGGUAACAGUACUGAAUAUGCAAAAGAAUACACAAAGUAAACAAAUGCAGAAAUAUGUAAAAGGUAUAUCAAAGAUGAACUGUCAAGAGAGAGGGAAAUUAUUAGAAAUGAUAAUGCAAACUGUAUUCAACGGAUGUGAUGUCCAACAAAGUCAAAAAAAUCUUAAUAUUCAGGCACAAAGUACCAGGGCAACAGAAACUGUAGAAGAUGCGUAUAUCAAAGAAGUGAUUCUCGGCCAAUCAAAAUCAAGGAAUAGUAUCGGAAGUAACAUUUACAAUCCCGAGAAGGAUUUAAAGAAUAGAAAAGGUCUACGAAGAAUUAUUAUUGAUGGAAGUAAUGUUGCUAUGCAGCAUACAAUGGGCAGGAAGUUUUCAGUGAAAGGUCUACAGAUAUGUAUAGAAUAUUUCACGAAACGGGGGCAUGAUGUUACAGCUUUUGUACCACGGUUCAGAUGUAAGUUUGGUAAGAGCACUGAGCCGAGGUUAUUGGACAGUCUGGAGCGGAGUGGUCUGGUGGUGUACACACCUUCCAGAGAGAUACAGGGCAAGAUGAUAACUUCAUAUGAUGACAGAUACAUAGUGCAGUGCGCGGCCGCGUUUGAUGGUGUCAUAGUAUCAUGUGACAACUACAGAGACUUGCUUUCUGAGAAUCCAAGAUGGCGUUUCGUUAUUGAAAACAGAUUAUUGCCAUUUACUUGGGUUGGAGAUAUGAUUAUGUUCCCCAAAGAUCCUUUAGGCAGAAAUGGACCUACAUUAGAACAAUUUUUAAAACAUUAACACAUUAAUUGCCCAGUUGAGGUGUUAUGAAAAAAUCGUGGCAUUGAAAGUGUUAAUUUUUUUUUUGUGUAUAGAAUGUGUUGUUACCUUGUGAUAUAGAACUUUAAAGGUUUUUGAAGAUUGCCCAUUGUUAUGGUAUUGGAAUUUUUUUUUUCAUAAAUACUUUUUUUAAACAUUUUUGGUUUGAUAGUUUUUAAAAUUACAGAUACAA